Paramuricea clavata is the source of this 4689-nucleotide messenger RNA. Lineage: Eukaryota; Metazoa; Cnidaria; Anthozoa; Malacalcyonacea; Plexauridae. The record is from the annotation of a GenBank genome assembly.
AUGGAUAUAGUCAUGGGAAAGAGGUUGGAACUCUUUGAAAAGAUAAAAGCUCUUCAUUCAAAAAACCAACAGGCAGUUGAUCAGGAGGCUCAUUCAAAUAAAGAAAAUAGCAAUGGUAAGUCUUGUUUAGAAAUACGAAAGUGAAUUUAUGCAUAAAUUUGCAUGAAAUAUGGUGAAUGUAGUUUCCGUUCUGUCUGUGAUAUAUAUUUGAUAGAAAGCACAGUUUUGUGGAAAACUAAAAUCAGUAAGAAUGAUAGAAACAUUAUGAACCCAAAACAAAAGGCUAUGUAUCUAUCAAAGUAAGUACUGUGUGUUACAAAGUAAGUAUUGCUCAGAGCAGGGAUCGAACCUGCAGCCUCUUAGUUUCUAGAUAAGCACACUAACCAACUGCGCCACCGAGAACUCUGUACUUGGCGAGAGGUUUUAUGCGAUCUAGUUUGAGUAAUGAUGUUAUGUCUGCUUUGUACAUGGAUUUUCCAGAAAAGAUUCACACUCCCCCCACAGAGGAAAUUUCUGCUGUCCGGAGGGGCAGGGGAGACAAAAUUGUUUCUGAUAACAGUAAAUGUAAGGACUGGACAUCCGAAGGGGGUAUGGGUGUUUUCUGGAAUGACCCGGCCAUUGAAGCACAGUGGUUUGUUACAUUAUGCAUUGAAACUUAAAUUAACCCAAUAAAGGAACAAUGUCCCCUGGUGUACCCUACCUUGUUGUUUACUCAUUCUGUCUAACACGAGAUGAAUUUAGCAAUGUACAGUUCAUUGAGGAAAGAAAAAAACAACAAAUGUUACCCAGUAACAAUUGGUCUAUAACAGUCCAAAUAUUUCAGUUUUUAUUCCUACAAUAUUUAUAUUAGUUAUAAGUACUAGAUAAAACAUGAGCAGCCGAUCUGUAUCUGAUAUACAAACUCGAGCCGAAGGCAAGAAAAAUGACAUCUUCUGGGUUCAUUGGUGGUCGAAGUAAUUUUAAAAAUAAACAUUGUCUAUGCAGACAAAAUCAAAACUGCAUUUUAUGUAAAUCAGGACAAAUCUUUAUCUGAUUUACAAACAUUGAUUAAACAUUCAUUUCUUUUGUAUUUUCCUUGUGAAUUAUUAUUGAAUUUUUAAAUUAUAUAUGCUGAUUUUGCAACUCUGGCAACUUAGCUAAGAUGGAGGAGUUCCUAACCCAAAAAGUUCCCAUUUGCAGUAUACCAGAGAUUGGAUUUGGCAGGGGUGAGUACAAUAUACGUAAAAAUAUAGGGCAUGGCACCACAUAAAAAUAGGUAUGAGAGGCAUUCACCCCCUGUCAUUUUGAAUGUUUUCUGGAGGAUAACAGUCUCUCCUUAGCACACUGGCUAGGAACAUGGCAGCAGUUAUGUAAACAUGCAUCAAAGGUGCCAACAAGGAGUACGAUCUCUGUAUCUGUACUCUAUGACCUUAUGUUUAAUUUCUCUGCCUGCCUGCCCUCCUCCAGACACGCGUAGAACGUGCAGGAUCUAUGGAUGUUUUCGUUCAUAUCUUCGAUUCAAUAAACGCUAUGUCGUUGAAAAUACCACCAUUCGAUUCAGUGUAAAAAUAUAUACUUAUUCAUAACAAUAGAUUCAGUCAAUGACAACAUUAUAGCGAUUUAUGAGCUUUGAAAGUCAAGCGAGCUCGUAUAUGAUCAAAUUAUGCAAUAUUACUAACAAAUUAUAAACAUAAACAUACCUUUCGCCGAACAUAACUUUGGCCGCUUGAGAUGUAUGCUCAUUGUGACACUCUUGUUCGAUUAACCACUCGAAAUGCUGUAUACUGUGUUAUUUUCAACCUUCUAUCUGUAAAUUCUAGCCAUUUAUUACCAGAUUUACAUUUCUGGUCCGAGUUUGAUUUUAUCCAAACCGGAAAUACGACUUAAAAGUGUCGAAACAAUGCGACGUUUGUAUCGUAUGACUCUGUCAAGGUCAGAAAUGGAUUCUACAGGUCAAAUUGCACCUAUACGCGGAGUUUGACGUCAUCCCGGCUAAAGGAGCUCCUUAUUGCCCAAGUAUUAUGCAAUACAUGCACGUGCGAGUAAAACCUGAUAUCCUUGAAAGAUUCAAAAUAAAUAUUUCUAUUCGCUGUAUUCAUACGAAACUUUCUACACGAAAGCACUUGAAUACAAAGAAUCUUUUACUCAUAUAGGCUUUUAGAAAAUGACAAAAAGUUUAGAAAAUAUUCAACUUUUUCUCGAUAUGUCGAACAGAAUGUUUGGCCAAGCGGUGAGUAUAAAUAUAUGAUUGUUUUGGUUUGUGUAAUGUUAUGACGGUAGUUAACCCCCCGUUCGAAAGGUUAUUUCGAGAGGAUUUCAAUGGUGCGUUUUGUUUUAAAGGGGGGGGGAAAUACUCGCCAAGAUAUUUACAUUAGAAACAUUGUCUCGUAAUGUAAUGCGAAACCUGCUGCCGUCCAGGGUGCUGAGAAAGAGUUAAACAGAGCUCGUAAAAGUAUAAAAAAAUUAAACAGAAAUGCUAUUUAAAUGCUCUUUACGAAAUUGAUCUUUGCACUGAUGAAAGAAGUAUCCCCAAUUAAUUCAACUAAACCUUCAAAAGAAGUACCUCUCCUAAAAGCGUGCUAGCGGUUAAAUAGAGAAUAAUACAUGGGUGCGCAGAUUUAUUUUGAGUGUUGAACAUGAUAUCUCACGAGUGAGCACAGCAAAAGAGUGAGAUAUCAUGUUCAACAUGAGGAAUUACUGGAAUUCAAUCAUUGGAUCGACAGGAAAAUUGUAUAAUUGUAGCUAGUAAUUUGUAAAAAAAUCACAAGUAUGCAAUUACUAUAUGUCAUACUGUGUACCUUUUUGUUUGUAGAAGCAAUUAAGCAUCAUUUGCUACAGUGGUUCCAUGAGAAGAAUCGUAAAAUAGACGAUGGAUACAAUUAUGAGGUAAACUUAUUUGAAUCACUUUUAGUUAGUACGUCCAUUUCUCUCUGUCAUGUGACUGAUCACUUUCUGUUAUUAUCAUGGUAUGCGAUUAAUGUGCAAGUUGCUAAUGUGCAUACUGCAUAUAGUCGUAUCAUACUGUGUAGUGUGAUGUUACUCCUUGAGCGCUGAAAGUUUAUUUUGAUUUCUCCCCUUAAAGAUACCCCAUAUACCGGCAAAGCGGGCAAAACAAAGUGAAGAUAGCACAAACAGUUCAUGCUCUGAUACAUGGAGCACAGACUCUGUGCAAAGCUCAGAGACUGAAGGUAGGAAAUGCUUGUAGAUUGAAAUUCUUACUUACUGUACAGAUUUAAUGAUGGAAUAGAAACAAUAGACCUGUUUAUUGCAAUUUCCCAAUGGCCUAUUUUCCAUGUUUUGCCUAUUUUAGAAUGCUGGCAGACAGGUUAUAUGUCCAUGUUUUGAUCUUAAACCCAACCUCAUGAUGUCUAAUCCUUACCCUUCUGUGUACAAAAUGUACGGAAACGAGACAUUUUGAGAAAGUGCAAUAAACAGGAGGUCUCUUGUAUUAUUGUAUUACUGCAGAUUCAGGUAGACCGUUUAAUGCGAAUAGUUGUCGCGUUCGUUUUAACAGUUGUAUGAUGACGUUUCUAGGCAGAUUUUCGACGUUUCUAAGGCGUGGCUUCAACGUUUAUUUUUAAAAUUUGAACGUUGUAAUUACAAGGUAAUUGCUAAAUAGUAUACUUCAAAAUAAGGUUUCCGUUUUUAUAACGUAGAAAAAAUAUCCUAACGCAAAACUAAACCCUAACCUAACCCUAACUUAUUUAAAAAAUUGAUACUACCACUUUCGAGCUUCCAUGAAGCGUGCAAUUAUAACUACGUUUCAAAAUGUUUCUUCAGCAUGAGUUUGUCAAUCAUAACUUUUUGUUUUGCAAUAAUAACUUUUCUGGGCGUGGUGUCAAGCACAUUGUUUUGCACGCGAAAAUUUCUUCUUAUUUUUCACACGGACUGACUUUAUACUGACAAAAUUGCUAUAGAAAGCGAAAUAACAGAUUUAUAGCACCUUCUGGAUAUGUUUACGUAACAAACCUCUGUAAUACAAGUGCCCUUUUGAGUUUUGACGCUGAAAUUCAAAGUUUCACGUGCAAAACAAUAUGUUUUAUACCACGCCCACAGAAGUUAUUAUGUCAAAACAAAAUGUUUUAGGAGCGAAAUAAAAUGUUUUGAAUGACAAACUCAUGCUGAAGAAACGUUUUAAAACCUAGUUAUAAAUGCACGCUUCACGGAAGCUCGAAAAUGGUAGUAUAAAAACGGAAACCUUAUUUUGAAGUAUAUUAUUUAGCAAUUACCUUGUAAUUACAACGUUCAAAUUUUAAAAAUAAACGUUGAAGCCACGCCUUAGAAACGUCAAAAAUCUGCCUAGAAACGUCAUCGUACAACUGUUAAAACUAACGCGACAACUAUUCGCAUUAAACGGUCUACCUGAAUCCACAGUAAAGGUUUAACAUUUUUUGUACUGUAGGUGACUGCGAUGAUGAACCGAGUGAUGAUAUAGCUGACUUGAGUUUAAAAUCUGCACGCUCUAUCAUGUUGGCCACGUUUAAGGUCCUGUCAUUGCAGCAUCUUACCAUACGAAACCAUCUUUUGCCAUUAGGAAAAGUCCUAAAAGUUAAAUGCCGUUCGCAAGGGAAAUAUGAAAUGGUCAUACCCUUAGCCAAAGCACUGAUUGAUGCUCACCACAUUGAAAUUGAAUCAGAGGGUAUAAUUAACUACAAGAACAUUUUGAGAAAACAAGUAAAAGUAGUCACAGCCAUUGAUGAACUUCUAUAG